UUCCGCGUUAGGCCAAGCGUUUGCUUUAUUAUGAUUUUGGUUCCAUUUGGUUUUGUUUGAACUGCAGGCUGUGCGGGCUCACACUUUUAUGCAAUUCUCACGAAUUUUAUCAGCCUUUUAAAAAUGUUUCUUACGAAUGUUUUAUUAAAAAAAGCGAAAAGCAAAAAUAUCCUGGUGCUGAUGGAAAGUGCCGUGAGCGGACAUCAGUUCACGCAAAUCCGUGAACGUUUGGCCGACAAGCUGGAGCUGAUUAGGUUCGAUCCGUAUAUUCAGCGAUUCUCAUUGUAUCGGGAACGUCGUCGCGUUCGAAGUUUGAAUUAAUCGGAAAUGGUGGUUCGUUAGUGAGUGUUUGAAUAUAUUGUUAUAGUAAUGCUGA
Molecule: messenger RNA, 376 nt
Organism: Uranotaenia lowii
Lineage: Eukaryota; Metazoa; Arthropoda; Insecta; Diptera; Culicidae
Product: 39S ribosomal protein L33, mitochondrial
Exons: 3
Coding region: 124-321 (65 amino acids)
Biological process (GO): translation
Cellular component (GO): mitochondrion
Source: RefSeq, a predicted model, not a curated record